Messenger RNA from Phlebotomus papatasi, 2447 nucleotides. Its product is annotated as shootin-1. NCBI's taxonomy places the organism in Eukaryota, Metazoa, Arthropoda, Insecta, Diptera, Psychodidae. Bases 541 to 2115 code for a protein of 524 amino acids. The transcript has 8 exons. The record is from RefSeq and is a predicted model, not a curated record.
GUGGUGCUCAGCGAAUUUGAGACAGACCUAAAGAUUCCAGCACUGUUGAGACUCCUCAGUUGCUUCAAGACCGCGAGACAAGUCGCUACGUUUCCCACUUAGAAUGCGCGCGCUUAAUCCAUGACUCAUUCUCAACUCUUAUUACUCAUUCCUUCUUUCUGAGAUUCUCCUAUUGUUGUUCUUUUGUGUUUCUUCUUCUUCUUUUUUUGUUGUUUAUGCUAAAGUGUAAAUCUCUCCUUUGCAUGUGAAAUAAGUGUUAAAGAAGAUACAGCCAGAGAAUUAGAAAAUAUCAUCAACAAAUCAUCUCUGAUGAAAUAUUGCAGUGAAAAGUGCAUUUAAAUACAAAAACCCAUUAUCGCAAUUUAGGUGAACUUUUUUUUUCUCAAACAAAAUUGGAACGAAGAAGAGUGCCAGGAAGUCAACAAUACCGCAUUAAGUGAUUGACCCCACAGUUAGGACAUUUUGGGUGUCACAUUGCACCCUCUCUGCAUGUGAUCAACAAGUUGGCAGAGAAAACAGGAUUUUCCAAUUAGGAAUUUUAUGCCAGUGACAAUGGAAGGAAGUCAAUAUAGUAACCGCAAGAGCGGUAUUCCGAAGCCUACAAAGUUCAAAAGCACUCUCUGCACAACACCAACGGAAAACGGAAAUGUCAGUUUCCUCUACGGAAGCAUCAACCACCUGCCAGGUGCCUUCAAUAAGAGCAAUUCAUCAUCACCAAGUCCAACUGAGGAGAUGAGUCGCUCCCGAUGGAAUUUGUCCAGCAAAAAUACCGACUAUUUGCAGAGAAUCGUUGAGUUGGAACGACAAAAUCAGAAGAUUUGUGAGGAAAAUAUCAAGUUCAAGGCACAAAUUGCCAGUCUCGGAAGUCAAUUGGGUGAGACAAAGGGCCUUCUUGAGAAAGAAUUGAUGACAAGAAAAACCAGUGAAGCUGUUCAAAAUGAACAAAAACAAAUCAUUAAGACAUUGAAAGCAAAUGUCGCAAAAAGAGACACCGAAUUUCAACAAUUAAUUGAGAAAAACGGAAAAAUCCGCAAAAAACUAGCAGAACUCCUGCCUGAGGAAAAUCUCUUCGAAGACACCGAUCAUCCCUCCAUCAGUGAAAUCUCAGAAAGUUCACCAGAACCCUCAAUUGCCGACUGCAUGGAGAAGAUGGUAGAUGAAAUUGGCAAACUUAAAGCCUACAUUGGAAAAUUGGAACUCCAAUUGUACGAGACUGAUGAGAAAAUUUCAGAUUUAAUGGAAAAUAAAUUGGAACUUGAGAAGGAAAAUGCGACUCUAAAAGUGGAAAAUGCAAACAUGACAACACUAGCGAAGCUCGUUACAGAAAACAUGCAAGAAAGCAUCGACACAAGCAAAAAAAUGGAGUAUACAAUCCGCCAAAUGAGAGCUGAGAAAGACAAAUUGCUCAAGACAACACAAAGAGAUAUGCCUGAUAUGGUUUACCCUCCGCCCAGAAAAUCCCACCCACAGAAUAAUAUUUCUCAAAUCCGCCCAGAGCCUGAACGACCACUUCCUGUGCCACCGAAGAGGAUUACAGAAAUGCAUGAAAGCAAGGUAGCUGGGGAAGGUGAUGGAGAAGAUGUUAAAGAAUGUGAUAGAGCACAGGAGGUGCCCGAAGAUGUUAUUGAAAAAAUUCGUAUGCUUGAGAUUAAACUCGAGAUUGGCGAGAGGGAGCUCAGUCUGGCAUUGAGUCGGGCUGAGCAAGCUGAGACGGCUCUGGAGGAGCUGAAGAAGAAGGAAUCCUAUUCCGCACCACCCCCACCCCCACCCCCACUCCCACCUCCUCCACUAACCAUGACUAAUACACCAAGAGUGAAUACUGUGGUGAAAAUAAAGUCCCGCCGUGACGGCGAUAUUGAAAGAAAUGACUCAGAAAGGGUGGCCAAGGCACCAGCAUCCAAUCCGGGAGCAUCAACAGGUAUGGAUGCUCUAAUCACAGAAUUGCAAAAUGGCACAGUGACGCUGAGGAAGCGACGAAGACCUGAGGACUUCAAGAAUCCAUCCCUUAAGGAACUCUUUGAGACUCUGGAGCAGAGUCAAAAGCAGAAUCGUAGCUCUAAAACAUUACUGAUAGGAUACAAUUUUGUCACGCGGACAACAAGUGAAAAAUUCUAAAAAACAAAUCUAUUAUCAGAUUAAUUAUUUAAUUCAUUUUAUUGCCGUUUUUUUUUUUGAAUCGAUAUAAUGUCUCAUGGUUAAUUUUAGUUUUUAUUUUGAUAACUCUCUCUUACAUUAAAAAAACACAUCAUCUUUGGCUUUCAAUCCAUAUUUGUAAUUUAUGCUAAGUUUUUUUUUUUAAAGAAAUAUAUAAGGAAUAUUUUCUUAAUGAGCCUUUUUAAUUAAGGAAAUUUGAUUUUUGCUUGUUCAAAAAAGUAAUUUUCUGCUGAAAAAUUAUUUUUUUUUAAAUACUUUUUCCGAAAAAUAAAACUCUUUUUUAAAAAAUAAAA